AUGUCCGUGAACAUGGACGAGCUCAAGCACCAGGUUAUGAUCAACCAGUUCGUGCUGACGGCCGGCUGCGCGGCCGACCAGGCGAAGCAGUUGCUGCAGGCGGCCCACUGGCAGUUCGAGACGGCCCUCAGCGCCUUUUUCCAAGAGACCAACAUCCCCUACAGCCACCAUCACCACCAGAUGAUGUGCACUCCCGCCAACACCCCCGCCACGCCCCCAAACUUCCCCGACGCCCUCACCAUGUUCUCCCGCCUCAAGGCCUCCGAGAGCUUCCACAGCGGAGGCAGCGGCAGCCCGAUGGCCGCCACGUCGCCGCCGCCGCACUUCCCGCUCACCGCCACCGGCAGCUUCGCGGCACCCGGCUGGCCGACCGCGGCCUCACCCCCAGGGGGCGCACAGCACCACCAGCCGCCACAGCCGCCCCUGUGGACUCCGGCCCCCCCUUCCCCGGCGUCAGACUGGCCGCCACUGGCCCCCCAACAGGCCGCCUCAGAACCCAGGGCCCACCCCGCCAUGGAGGCCGAGAGAUAA
Rangifer tarandus platyrhynchus (Svalbard reindeer) is the source of this 531-nucleotide messenger RNA. Lineage: Eukaryota; Metazoa; Chordata; Mammalia; Artiodactyla; Cervidae. The record is from the annotation of a GenBank genome assembly.